Molecule: messenger RNA, 2517 nt
Organism: Pygocentrus nattereri (red-bellied piranha)
Lineage: Eukaryota; Metazoa; Chordata; Actinopteri; Characiformes; Serrasalmidae
Gene: pkd2l1
Product: polycystic kidney disease 2-like 1
Exons: 15
Coding region: 1-2487 (828 amino acids)
Biological process (GO): detection of mechanical stimulus; potassium ion transmembrane transport
Cellular component (GO): membrane
Molecular function (GO): calcium channel activity; muscle alpha-actinin binding; sodium channel activity
Source: RefSeq, a predicted model, not a curated record
AUGCAAAAACUCAACAACCGGGCCGAGAGCCACCUGAGCAGUCAGGUGGAGUGUGAACUGGAGAACCUGGGGAAAAGAGCUUGGGUGAAUCAAGCCUACUGUGGCACUCCUCCACCAGUGCGCUCUAUCAGCACUGUGUAUAACCCACAGCCCCUCUUCCACAGUCCCCUGGACAGCAUGGGUAAACUAAGUGCACCAAACCCGUACCCAGCCGAAGACAGCGUAAGGAACCAGUACUCUGAGAAGAAAAGCUCCGGAUGCUGCUCCUCUAUUUUACGAGCUAUCAAAGGACUGUGGGGAACUACACUGACUGAAGAUACGACAGAGAAUCGAGAACUCUUUGUAAGAACCACCCUCAGGGAGUUACUUGUCUACAUUGUUUUUCUAGUGGACAUAUGUCUGUUGACCUACGGAAUGACCAGCUCCACCACCUAUUACUACACUAAAGUUAUGACUGAUCUGUUUGUGAAUUCACCAAGCGACAGCGGAGUCACAUUCCUGUCCAUUUCCAACAUGGACAAUUUUUGGACUUAUACGCAAGGUCCAUUGCUGGAUGGCCUCUACUGGACCAGUUGGUACAAUAACCAGUCUCUUGAGACUGGGACACACUCCUUCAUCUACUAUGAGAACAUGCUCCUGGGUGUCCCCCGCAUCCGUCAACUGAAAGUGAAGAACAAGUCUUGCAAGGUGCACAGUGACUUUAAGGAGGAAAUCACUGACUGUUUUGAUGUGUACAGUGACAAGAAAGAAGAUGACAGCUCGUUUGGACUCAUCAAUGGAACAGCUUGGCAGUACCACACAGAAAAAGAGCUGAAAGGGUCAAACCACUGGGGGAUGCUUGCCACAUACAGCGGAGGAGGGUACUACCAAGAUCUGGCCAUGACAAAAGAAGAAAGUGCUGAGUUACUGGCUGAUCUUAAUAACAACCUGUGGUUGGACCAUGGAACCAGAGCUGUUUUCAUUGACUUUUCUGCAUACAAUGCUAAUAUCAAUCUCUUUUGUGUUAUUAGAUUAGUGGUUGAAUUCCCAGCCACUGGUGGAGCAAUUCCUUCGUACCAGAUAAGGACGGUGAAGCUGAUUCGCUAUAUUACCAUGUGGGAUUACUUCAUCAUUGGCUGUGAGAUAGUGUUCUGUGUGUUCAUCCUUUACUACAUUGUGGAGGAGAUACUGGAACUCCGCAUACACAAGUUCUCCUACUUCAAAAGCAUCUGGAACAUUCUGGAUGUGGUGAUCAUACUGCUUGCUAUUAUAGCAAUUGUGUUCAAUGUAUUUCGGACCAUCAAAGUGGACAAAUUACUUGGAAAACUAUUGCAAGAGUCCGACAUCUAUGCCGAUUUUGAAUUUCUUGCAUUUUGGCAAACACAGUAUAACAACAUGAAUGCUGUGAACUUGUUUUUUGCUUGGAUCAAGAUAUUCAAGUAUAUCAGUUUCAAUAAAACAAUGACUCAGCUGUCCUCCACUCUGGCCCGCUGCGCCACUGACAUCCUGGGCUUUGCCAUCAUGUUCUUCAUUGUGUUUUUUGCCUAUGCUCAGUUGGGAUAUCUUCUUUUUGGAACUGAGGUUGAAUCAUUCAGCACAUUUCACAAAUGCAUAUUCACACAGUUUCGAAUCAUCCUUGGAGACUUUGACUAUGAUGCCAUUGAACAGGCAAACAGAGUGCUUGGACCCAUAUAUUUUUUCACCUAUGUGUUCUUUGUCUUCUUUGUGUUACUGAAUAUGUUUCUGGCCAUCAUCAAUGACACAUACUCUGAAGUAAAGGAGGAGCUUGCAUCCCAGAAAGAUGAACUCCAGCUCACUGAUAUCAUUAAACAGAGUUAUGCCAAGACCUUCAUGAAGCUGAAACUCAAAAAAGAAAAGAUUUCUGAUGUCCAGAAGGCCUUACGGUCAGGGUCAAAAGAGCUGGAAUUCAAAGACUUCAGAGAAACUCUGAAAGAAAUGGGUCAUGCUGAUCAUGAGAUCUCAGCAGCCUUUUCCAAAUUUGACCAGGAUGGUAAUCAGAUUCUAGACGUGGAGGAGCAGGAAACUAUGAAACGAGAACUGGAGGAGAAAAGGGAUGCACUCAGUGCAGAACUUCAUAAUCUUGGACUCAACUAUGGAAAGAGUGGAAAUUCAGCAGAAGACAAGGAGAAGACAAGAUCCAUCUCAGUGACUCAGGAGCAGUUUCAGAUGUUGGUCAAACAGGUGGUUGAACUGGAAUGUGCAUUAGCCACCACAAUGGCUAAGAUUGACGUGGUCAUGGAGAAACUUGGGCUUCAGGAUGCUGGUAAAACAAACAAAAAAGAGACCACAGGAAAACACCUGACUAUCAGAAAAGAGCAGGAGAGGCCUGCAUCUGGAGGGAAUGUUCUGAUAAACCUAGAGAGAGGUCUGACACAGGACUCACCAUCCUGGUCAUCAGCUGCUCACUUGGAGAAUGCAGCAAGUGGUUUAUAUUCAGACAUAGGCUGGCCCGCUGUCACAGAGAACAGUACCUCUACACGUCACUGAAUCAGAAACGGAGAAAAUGGCAAAUAAAUC